AUCUCUCCACUAACAGAAAGGAACAAAGCCAAAUCUAGAGGAUGAUCAGAUCUUGGCUCAAGAGAUCUGCUCAUCGGAAUCUCCACUGGAAGCAAUGCAACCCUCCAACUUCUCCGGGACGAAGACGAGCUUUCUCCACCGCCACUCACAGAAACUCCCUUCACGAUCUAAACCUAGACGACACGAUCACUCUCUUCAAAACCAGGAUCCGAUCUCACCCCCUCCCUUCAAUAACCGACCUCAGCAAACUACUAACCUCAAUCGCCAAAAUGAAGAAAUUCGACGUCGUCAUCUCCCUCUGCCAAGAGAUGGAGCGUCUCGGAAUCCCACACAACAUCUACACCUGCAACAUCCUCAUCAACUCCUUCACCCGAUCCUCUCACCUCUUCCUCGCUCUAUCCUUCCUCGGAAAGAUGCUCAAGCUCGGCUACGCCCCCGACAUCGUCACGCUCGGCUCGCUCCUCAACGGGUUCGAGGUUGUCUCCGACGCGACGUCGUUUGUGAAACGAAUUGAGGAGAUGGGAUACAAACCGAAUGUCGUUAUAUACAACACUCUCAUUGAUGGCUAUUGUAGAAGCGGACGUGUGGACGAUGCACUCGAAGUGUUCGACGAAAUGCCGAGGAAGAGUGUUGUUACUUACAAUGCUAUGAUUAGGGGUCUUUGUAAGUUUGGGAGACGGAGUGAAGCUGAUGAGUUGGUUAGUGAUAUGAUUGACAAGAGAAUAGAUCCCAAUGUGGUUACUUUCGGUGUGUUGAUUGACGCGUGUGUGAAAGAAGGGAAUGUUUCUGAGGCGAAAGAGUUGUAUAAGGAGAUGAUACGUAUGUCUGUAAAACCUGAUAUUCGUAUUUACAAUUCACUCAUCAAUGGUCUUUGCAUCGACGGUAGGUUAGACGAGGCGAGGAAGAUGUUUGACUUCAUGGUGAGCAAGGGCUGCGUCCCGAACGUUGUGACGUACAACACUCUCAUUAAAGGGUUUUGCAAGUCCAAGAGAGCGCAUGAUGGGAUGAAACUCUUCUGUGAGAUGACUCACAAGGGACUACGUGGAGACACGUUCACUUACAACACUCUUAUCCAUGGGUACUGUCAAGUGGGGAAGUUUAGUGUCGCACAAAAGGUUAUGAAGAGGAUGUCUGAGUCUUGUGUGCCUCGUGAUGUCAUUACCUUCAACAUUUUGUUAUAUUGUUUGUGUGAUAUUGGGAAGGUAGAGAGAGCGUUGACGAUAUUCAGGGAUAUGGCAAAGAGUGAGAUGGAGUUUGAUAUAUUUACGUAUAAUAUCAUCAUUCAUGGGAUGUAUAAGGCUGGUAAGGUGGAAGAUGCUAUGGAAUUAUUUUCUAGUCUCGACCUUAGAGGAGUGAAGCCUGAUGUUGUAACAUACAGGACAAUGAUCUCGGGGCUGUGUAGGAAAGGUCUACGACAUGAAGCAGAUGUGCUGUAUAGACAAAUGACAGAAGAUGAGUUUCUGCAGUUGUACCAUUUAUAGGAAUCCUUGUAUUCAUUUCUAUAACCUUUUUGAAUAUAGGAAGAUACAGAGACUGAUAAAGGAACAAGCUGUUAGUGAUCCCUUACUCCAAUUUUGCUGAUGUAUACUUCACAAGUUUUAUUAUUUUUUAUACAGAGAAGGAUUGUUUUCGUCUAACUUCUGAUUGUUUAGUACAGUUUUUAGCUCAAGUGUUUAUAGUCUACUUGGUCUUGGUAUAGUUUUCAGAUAUCAUUACAAAGGCAAUUAGAAUUUGAUGAUCCUCAAAGAGAGGAGGAUGAAUGCUAGAAUGAUUCUUGAGAAAAUGUCACAGGGUCAGGAUUUGAUGUCACAUUUGUGACUUGGUAAUGCAGAUUAGCCUCAUACAAGCGGUUCACAUGAGGAAGGGCCCUUUGGUAAAGCUGCACGGUUUGCGAAACUGAGAAGAAGAGCAUCGACUGAAUCUGAUAGUACCAUGUCAAGCACUGCAAGUGUCUUUGAGCAAACUACUCCUGAAUAACAGGCUGCAGUUUGAAGGAAGAGAUCCAUGGCUUCUCUUAGAGGAACUUGAUUAUGAGAAGGAUUGUAAUUUUAACAUCCGGUUACAGCUCCAGAAGACUCAGUGCUGUUGAUUCUCGCUGUUCAAGAUCUUGAAGCAGUGCUGGAGGAAAGGAGUGGGAUCAAGAACCUGUGAUAACAUGGAAGGAAGAUUCAAGAAGAAGGUCUUGUAGAAGUGAUCAAAAGGCACUUGAGGACUCGUAAAGGGACACAUGGAUGUGAAAGACACACACGUCUUGGAGCAGCAGACCUCUACAAUGAGAUUGAGGUCUAUAAAUGGGAUACAGGUGGAACAGCUUGUUUUGGACUGUGAGAUACUGAAACAGGAGAAUCAUGAUAUCUUAUACUAGCUAGAGCAGAGCCAACUGCAAGAAUAGUUGAAGAUGCAAUAUGAAUGUUCAUCUACUCUUGUGGAUGUGACCGAGCUUGAAAACCAAGUGGAGAGCCUUGAAUCUGAGCUCAAAAAGCAGUCUGAGGAAUCUUUGUCCCGGUUCAAAGAAACUGAAACACAAAUGGAAGAAGAGAUGGAGAAACUGGCUCAAGUUUGAUAUCGAUGCGUUCAAGAGUCUCUCUGAGCAGAUGGAUUCAAUGUUUGCAUCAAAUGAGAAAGUUGUUAUUGGCAGAAGCUAAUGAAUCAAGAAUGCAGAAACGUGAACUAGAAUAGAUGCUCAAGAACGCUAACGAGAAAACCAAGCUGAGCAUGAGGCAAAGCUCCAAAACUUUUUAUUUAUACAAUGCGACAUUAUUUCAAAUCCUGUAAGUUAAAUUUGGUUAAGUCUGAUCAAUUAAAUGGUUUGAUCCGGUUAAGUGAAUUAACCCUUACACCACAUGCAUGUGUUUGAACAUAACCACACCAAGAUGACAAGAUACAUUUUCAAUGAUGAAUUGACGAUUGAAGCAGUAUUGAGGUUUUGUUCCAUUGAGAUUUGAUAUACCAAAG
Molecule: messenger RNA, 2955 nt
Organism: Eruca vesicaria subsp. sativa (arugula)
Lineage: Eukaryota; Viridiplantae; Streptophyta; Magnoliopsida; Brassicales; Brassicaceae
Source: the annotation of a GenBank genome assembly